Molecule: messenger RNA, 1468 nt
Organism: Cercospora beticola
Lineage: Eukaryota; Fungi; Ascomycota; Dothideomycetes; Mycosphaerellales; Mycosphaerellaceae
Product: SIP1 domain-containing protein
Biological process (GO): spliceosomal snRNP assembly
Cellular component (GO): SMN complex; nucleus
Source: RefSeq, a predicted model, not a curated record
ACAAACAUGCCGAAGCGGCGCAGAGAACGCGACAAGCCCAAGUGCGGACCCGAAGCUACCUAUGAUCCUAACAAACGCGUUUUGCUCAGUUACGGGUCCGACGACGAAGAUGUCGAAGUCGCGACUCUCCCAGUCGACGCGGCACCGGAAAUGGCUUCAGACGAGAGCGCGCUCGCAAACUAUCAGAUUGCCGAAUAUCCCGAUGAUGAGGAAGAGCCUGAAGCGACACUUGGAGCAGAAGCUGAAGCCGACACAGCGCCAGGACUCGAGGACAAGCAGAAUGCCGUGCCAGCGCCACGAGAACCAAGAGAGCUAGGAUACGCGGAUGGGCCAGAUGGAGAUGAAGAUCACCGGCAAGGAGCAGCACCAAUACCACAAGCAUCGACCAGCAAGAGACAGCGCGGCGUUGGAAAGUCUGACACAGGACAACGCGUCACUUUAGGUGCUGCAGCAAACGAUGACGAUAACUACAACGAAGAGGACUAUGACAGCACAACGGAAGAAGCGCUGGCAUAUCUAGAAUCUGUCCGGGCAGAAAGACAGGGACUGCCUGAGAUCCUGGCAGCAUCACGGCAAGUCUGUGACAACCACAGCGACGAAGAAGGAGAAGACGACGCUGACAAUGGCUAUCUGGCCGACGAUGGCACGUACAUCGCACGGCCAGAACCGACAGCUGUCGCAGCAGACGACAACACAGAUCCCCAACGAGUCUUUUCGAAAGCCCUGAAAGACCGCUUCAUCAUGCAGCGGAAACAUCUCCAUAUGAAUACCACAUCCGCAAAACUAGCAGAGCUUGGUGACGGCUACCCAACCUCAUUCCCAGAGGGCAACAAGGGACUCCGCGCCGAAUGGCAUCGUAUCUUAGGCUCCCAAUCGCCCAUGCCAGCUCAAUUGCGUGCUAUGAACGAGGAGACCAUUUUCAAUCUACUCAAGCUGCUGCAGAGCUCGUACUUGCUGAAGGGUAAGAACAUCAAGACUGUCACCAGUGCCUGGAUAUGGUCGCUCCUCUGUCGACUUGAUGAUGUUGGGAAUAUGACCAACGACCAAGUCUAUCCACUGCGUGAGCUCGGUAAGCGAGUCAUCUUUCUUCAGCUGCACUUUUUCGAUCCAGAAGCCGCGGCGCACCUCGAAGCUAUGGAGCGGAGGGAACAGACUCCGGCGGCGAGUGUUGAUGGCCAGCUUGAAGAUGCAGCAGAAACUGAAGCAGGUGAGGGACCAAACUCAAUGACAACAAGCAACCAGCAAGUCAGCACUCAUCACGGCAAGCCUACGGAAAAUACACUUGCAACGCUCGACACGAUUUUGGUCAUUGUUGGCGAGGUAUUCGGGCAACGUGAUCUGCUCGAGUUCAGACAACCAUGGGCAAAGCUCAGCGAGGAGGCAGCAGCAUGAUGAUCAAGCGGUUCACGCGCUCCAUCAUGUGCACGAAUAUGACUAUCAGCCGACAUCGUAUGCUGCAAUCUGUAAU